CUCUUCUUUUUCCGGUGAAAAACAAAUCGCGCUAUCGACACAGGCGGUGGGGGAGAGAGGGAAACGGAUUUCGUGUCUGCCUCGGCCAAGGGCGGCGUCGUCGGCGUCGGCGUGGGCCUCGAAUCGCUCAUGGGGCUUCCGGCGCUGCAGCGGAUCAUCUCCAUGCAACGGGAGCGGCGCCGCCGGCAAACGCGAGCCCGUGGCGGAUCAAUUGCUCCGGUGCCUAAAAGAAAGUCACCAGCCCUCCAGCAAGAUGGUACUUCUGAAGGUGGCAAAAGAAUGAAAUAUCUGCCGAGUCUUCCGGAGGACAUCUGGUGGCAUAUACAUUCACUAAUGCCAAUGCGAGAUGCUGCUCGAGCUGCCUGCGUUUCUCGUACCUUUAUGCAUUCCUGGAGACGCCGUACCAGCCUCACCUUCAGUAAAAAAACACUAGGCAUUGGUGAAGAUGUGUGUGAAAAGGAUGGUAAAGCAAGAGAUCUCACCUUCAAAGUUGACAGAAUUUGGAUAGAACACCCAGGCAUUGGUGUGAAGGAAGUCAGAAUUGAGUUCUAUGAUAACACGACCAGGGUCUGUUUUCUUGAUCGCUGGCUUCAGAUUGCCGUCACACCUGGGAUUGAAGAACUCAUUGUUAUUCCUUCUGUGGGCCAUAAAAGGUACAACUUCCCAUGGUCACUUUUAUCUGAAGGAAGUGGAAACUCGAUUCGGUGUCUGUUCCUUUCCAGGUGUGUGUUCUGUCCAACAGUCGGACUUGGCUUGAGAAGUUUGACUCAAAUUACGCUGUGUUAUGUCCAUAUUACAGGAAAUGAGCUAGCCUGCCUUCUGGACAAUUCUUUUGCUUUGCAGCAGUUGGGACUCAGCCAUUGCAGCAAGAUAAUUAGACUGAAGAUACCUUCCCUGCUGCAGCGGCUCAUCACCCUUGAAGUGUCUGCAUGUAAGAGGCUGCAGACAAUAGAGAUUGAAGCUCAAUGUUUAUCCAAAUUUUGGUUUAGUGGUGAGCGGCUAGUACAACUCUCGUUUGGAGAAGCAUUGCAAUUGAAGACCCUAGACAUGCACUGUCAUGGUGCUGUCUGUGAGGCUCGUGCCAAUCUUCCGUCCACCUUGCCAAAUCUUGAAACACUUUCUGUAUUUUCAUAUUUUGAGACGGUCAAUACACCGAUGGUCGGUAGCAAAUUUCCAUUCCUCAAGCACUUGACUGUUAAACUUGCUGCGGCCCCAGCCUAUGAUUAUUGUUCUCUGAUAUCAUUUUUUGAUGCUUCUCCUUCAUUGGAGACGUUCUUCUUGAAUGGGUUCGAGGGAAGCAUGCAACAUCCAUCCAUUUUGGCAGAUCCUUCAGGUCGGAGGCAGAUGCCGAAGCACCGCCAUGACAAGCUCAAGAAUGUGACUAUUGCUGGUUUCUCCUCUGCAAAGAGCUUGGUUGAUUUAACCUGUCAUAUUCUUGAGAGUUCAGAGUCACUUGAGAGUCUUACAUUGGACACCACGGAAGGAUAUGAUUACCUUAGGUGUUCUGUCAACAGAUCUGGCAAAUGCUUCCGCAUGCGCAGGGGUGCCAUCUUGGAAGCUCGUCGUGGGCUCUUGGCUAUCAAGACAUACAUUGAGGGAAUUGUUCCGCCGAAAGUGAAGUUCACUGUUGUGAAGCCUUGCAGCCAGUGCCAUGUUGUUGAGCUUUAGAUGCCAGGUUAUCCGACGAUAUAGUCAUACAGUGUCCUAGUAUAUGUUAAUUUCUAAAUGUUGAACGCUUUAGGUGAAGGUGAAACCAAUAGACUCCCACUUUUUGAAGGGCUUGAUGAGGGUCAAGGAUUGCUUUCUCGAAUCUGCUGGGUGUUUUCAAAUAUGAAGUGAGACACAAGUGCGGUUUUGGGAGAACUGGUAUGAGCAUGAUUACUCUGUUUAGUUUGAUAUCAUCUGUCGUAAAGGAUUGCUUUCCUUGAAUCCCUUCUCAUAGCUUGUCACAUUUUUUUUACUGCAUAUUUUUGUUUUUUGGUUACAGUGGGUACUCUGAAGUCUUGUUGUUCUAUUAUUAUGCACAUUAUGUUGUUGCCCAAUGUUUUCAAGUCAGUUUGGCUGUGUAGAAACGAUAUUAGUUCAAGUUCAUAGUCUUGUGAGGAUAUAUUUUGCUCAUG
Messenger RNA from Aegilops tauschii subsp. strangulata, 2120 nucleotides. RefSeq names its product F-box/LRR-repeat protein At3g03360-like. Gene Ontology annotation, molecular function: protein binding. Lineage: Eukaryota; Viridiplantae; Streptophyta; Magnoliopsida; Poales; Poaceae. The record is from RefSeq and is a predicted model, not a curated record.